This is a messenger RNA of Penicillium lagena, 834 nucleotides long. RefSeq lists its product as uncharacterized. Bases 1 to 834 code for a protein of 277 amino acids. Lineage: Eukaryota; Fungi; Ascomycota; Eurotiomycetes; Eurotiales; Aspergillaceae. The record is from RefSeq and is a predicted model, not a curated record. The transcript has 2 exons.
AUGGCAGAAGAUCUGCACGACCUUGCUGUGCCCGACGACCACGGCGGCCUCGGCAACGGGGAAAGCGAUCGCGUGAUGAAAGAACUGGAAACAGAAAUGGAGGAGCUGGACAAGCUGGAAGAGAUCAGCACCGCGCCUCCUACUCCCAAGUCCAACAUCACCCACCCCGCUGAGGACGAGUCUCACAUUGACCUUGCAUCCACCCCACCUGCCAGCUGCGGCACCCGGGUCUGGGAAGCCCACCGACCCUCCAGCCAGGACUUCGUCAUCUGGGAAGAUACUCCCGAGGAACAGGAAGCUGCUGAAGUUGCUGCUGACGACAACUACGUCGACGUCCCAGAUGAGGACAAGGAGAACAAUAUGACGCCCACGACUUCUGAGCUGGAAGAUGAGGCGGAGCAGGAGCAGGCCGAACACGAUGCCGAGCGCCAGCCCCUCGUUGACUGGGCCCAGGCAGGCCUUGGUCCUCGCGAUACUUUCAAUCUCCCUCUGAAUCACGAGAUGGCUCGUUCCGCCAACCAUGACCCGAACAUCCUCCCCAACGCCCCUCGUCCUGGCUCCCGUCGCCGUUGUCAUCUCCGCACCACUGAAGAUGAUUCCGACUCUGAUUAUGCUCAGCAGUCAGCGAUGCCACCUGAGAUGGUGCAGCCUCCACUGAUCACGGACGACAGGCAGAGACAGCCUGUUGCAGAGCGUACGCUCCUUGGAGCUCUGGGCACGAUGCAGCCUCGUUGGACCUUUAGGACUGAGUUCCGGCGUAUGCUGGAGCUGCAAAAUCGCCAGCGACUUGCUCGUCAGCGUCUUCGCUUGGGCUCUGAUGAUUUAGACCAGUAG